AUGGCUUGCUGCAUGCUGCAGAUCACUGGGCUGAUUUUCGGCGGCGUGGGCAUGGUGGGCACCCUGGCAGCCACGGCCAUGCCCCAGUGGAGGGUGUCCGCCUACGUGGAUGGCAACAUCGUGGUGUUCGAGACCAUCUGGGAGGGGCUGUGGAUGGACUGCAUCAGCCAGCUGGGCAUCAGGCUGCAGUGCAAGCUCUAUGACUCGGUGCUGGCGCUGCCGCCGCUGCUGGAGGCCUUCCGGGCCCUCAUGUGCCUGGCCGCGGGGCUGGCCGUCGUGGCCUUCCUCACGGCCAUCGCGGGGGUCAAGUACACCCGGCGCGGCACGCAUGGGCCCCGGGCCGUCAGCAUCUUCAUCCUGGCCGCCGGGGCUGCCUUCCUGCUCACGGGCACCCUGGUGCUGAUCCCGGUCUCCUGGACCGGGGGCAGCAUCAUCCGUGACUUCUACGACCCCGAGGUGCCUGUGCCGCUGAAGCGGGAGCUGGGCGCUGCCCUGUACGUGGGCUGGGGUAGCGCUGCCCUGCUGCUGGCCGCGGGGGCCAUGUACUGCCACUGCUGGUGCCGGGCUGGCACGGCUGCCAGGCACAGCCACCCCCGGUUGGCCCGGGCAGGGCUGCCCCAGGCGGAGAGGCCGGCCCUGGGCAUCCAUGCCUACGUGUAGCUGCUGCCCGUGGUCAGCAAGAGCUGAGG
Molecule: messenger RNA, 689 nt
Organism: Lonchura striata (white-rumped munia)
Lineage: Eukaryota; Metazoa; Chordata; Aves; Passeriformes; Estrildidae
Source: RefSeq, a predicted model, not a curated record